CCGCCCCGGGGUGGCUGUGGUUGAGGCGGGGCCUGAAUGGAAACGGGCCGUGGCGCGUGUAGGCGGCGGAAGCGGCGGCGAUGUCGCGGCGGCGGCGCGAGUGGGGCGAUGGCGGCCGCACUGACGGCGACAGGGCCUGGGAGGAGUUCAGUUCCCGGGCGGAGAGCAGGGCCAGGGCAGACAGCAGAGCCCAGGCGGAGCGCGGGGCCCGGGAGGAGAGCGGGGCCCGGGAGGAGCGGCGGGGCUGGCUGCGCUGGUGUCCCCAGCUGCGCACCAUCGUCCUGGUCCCGCUCCUCAUCUACAUCUCUGUGCCCAUCCUCAUCCGCCUCUUCCCUGUCCUGCUCACCAAAUUUGUCUACCUGAACUUCCUGGCCUUUCCUUUCUUUGUUGACUUUCGUCAGCCGGAGCUGCUGCUGAACAACACCAUCAACCUGUACCUCACAACCGAGCCGGGUGUGAUGGUUGGCAUCUGGCACACGGUGCCAGACAGCAGAGGUGCUGAGGCACGGGGCAAGGACCAGAAGUGGUACGAGGAAGCACUUGGCGAUGAUCACCCCGUGAUCAUCUACCUGCACGGCAAUGGGGGGACCAGAGCUGCAAGGCAUCGCAUCCAGUUCUUGAAGACAAUGGGUGCUGCUGGCUUCCACAUCCUGGCUCUUGACUACAGAGGCUAUGGGGACUCCAGCGGGCUCCCUACGGAGAACGGCUUCACCACAGAUGUCCUGGCACUCUAUGACUGGGCCAAAGCACGGAGUGGGAACAGCAUCAUCCUCUUCUGGGGACACUCCCUGGGGACAGGGAUUGCCACAAAUGCAGCAAGGAAACUGCAGGAGGAGCGAGGAGUCCAGGUUGAUGCUGUUGUCCUGGAAUCGCCCUACACCAACAUCCGUGAGGCAGCUGCACACAUCCCUCUCACCAAGAUCUACCGCCAAUUCCCGGGCUUCGAGUACCUCAUCCUGGACUCGCUUGCUCUGGCUGACAUGUUCUUCCGCAGUGAUGAGAACGUGCAGGUGCUGUCCUGCCCGCUCCUCAUCCUGCACGCAGAAGAUGAUUCAAUCCUGCCUCCUCUCCUGGGACGCAAGCUCUUUGAGACGGCACACAGUGCCUACAAGGACAAAACCAAGGUGAAGUUCAUUACCUUUCCCAAAAAGCUGGGCCUCGGCCAUGACUACAUCUCCUUCAACCCAGAGAUGCCUGCCUUGGUGAAUUGCUCCUCACUUUCCCAAACCUGUCCUCAGCCUGGGUAUCAUGGGGUUGUGGCACUGCAGCGAGGUCCCAUCUACUCUUUGCCCUGUGUAGAGAACUUUGCUCUAAGCCCAGCUCAGACCCACAUCUAGGGAUUAGAAACCAGGCUCUGAACAGCACCGAAUGGUCAGCAAUAACAGUGUAAGAUUUACUGCACCUUGUUACAGAGACUUCUUGAACAUUAAGUGAUGCCAGCCGCUGCAUACAGCAACCACAAGCACUUACUCAAAUCCACACCAGGAACCUGCUAUGGCACUGAAAUUACUGUUGUAAGUAAUAAAAACUACUGAAAAAUGUU
Messenger RNA from Pezoporus flaviventris, 1543 nucleotides. Its product is annotated as lysophosphatidylserine lipase ABHD12-like. NCBI's taxonomy places the organism in Eukaryota, Metazoa, Chordata, Aves, Psittaciformes, Psittacidae. Gene Ontology annotation, biological process: phosphatidylserine catabolic process; monoacylglycerol catabolic process. The transcript has 14 exons. The record is from RefSeq and is a predicted model, not a curated record. The coding region runs from base 81 to 1337 and encodes 418 amino acids. Gene Ontology annotation, cellular component: endoplasmic reticulum membrane. Gene Ontology annotation, molecular function: monoacylglycerol lipase activity; phosphatidylcholine lysophospholipase A1 activity.